Molecule: messenger RNA, 885 nt
Organism: Poeciliopsis prolifica (blackstripe livebearer)
Lineage: Eukaryota; Metazoa; Chordata; Actinopteri; Cyprinodontiformes; Poeciliidae
Gene: prlh2
Product: prolactin releasing hormone 2
Exons: 3
Coding region: 132-500 (122 amino acids)
Molecular function (GO): hormone activity
Source: RefSeq, a predicted model, not a curated record
CACUGCUGUUCAGAAAACACAUCCAGACCUCAAGAAACUGACCUCAGUUCAUCACCAAAGAUCUUGCCUAGGUUAAUCAGCAGUGCCGUUCAGUCCCCCUCAGUGCCUUGACCGACUGCCCCAGCCCCAGCAUGCUGCCUGGGAGAGACGCUGCUGUCCGGCAGUGCAUCCUGACGAGCCGCUGGCUCCCUGCAGCUCUGACGCUGCUCCUGCUGCUGUCCUCCAGCUUCAGCCGCGCUCAGAGCACCACGGUGGAGCAUGACUUCCACAUCGUACACAACGUAGACAACAGAAGUCCAGAGAUAGACCCGUUCUGGUACGUGGGCCGUGGAGUGCGACCCAUAGGGCGCUUUGGGAAGAGGCACAGCAGCAUGGAGGCUCUUGGAAACAAUGGGAUGCAGCCUGUCCUAAGGACUUUGGAGCUGCUGCUCAACAGCCUCAGAAAAAAGGAAAACCUUGAAAAAGUAAUCAGUGGAGAGGAAAAUGUUUGGUUACCAUGAUGCUGUGUUCUUGCCUUCUGUCCACAAACCUUUUUUUAUUCUCUUAGCUGAAGUUGUACAUUUAUUUCUUUUAAUGUAAAGCUAUGAGGUUAGUCAUUCGUGCAUAAUUCAUUCACCGUGAAGUAUCUACACGUAAAAGAAUGCAAUGUAUAUUUAUCAAUAAAUAAGAGUGUUGUUAGGAUACCAGUUAAUGGUGUCGGUUGUUUUUAGCUUGCAGGUGCACAACAAAAUGUUUGCUUCAAACUAAACAGGUUUCCUUCAAGUUUGCAAAUUUUAUUUCAUAAUACAUUUUAUUUCUGAGUAUUGUGGCACAUAGAGAAUCUGUAUUUUUUGCAUUUUAAUAUUUUCCCCAACAUGUCAUAUGGAUUGCAACAAACGAUUACAC